Sodiomyces alkalinus F11 is the source of this 3678-nucleotide messenger RNA. RefSeq lists its product as hypothetical. Lineage: Eukaryota; Fungi; Ascomycota; Sordariomycetes; Glomerellales; Plectosphaerellaceae. The record is from RefSeq and is a predicted model, not a curated record. The coding region runs from base 1 to 3222 and encodes 1073 amino acids. The transcript has 7 exons.
AUGUCAGACUCAGAGGACUCCGGUUCCGAGAACCCUUACGCUGACCUUCUCCCCCCAGGUGUCGGCACCAUCACAGCCUCCCAGGUCAGAGCAGAGAGAGAUCGGCUCGCACCUGAAAUCUUCACCAAAUGGGCUGUCCUCAGUGACAUCGUGCAGCGUCACGAGGCAACAAUUCAGAACCGAUGGAUCCGCAAGUCGAAGCCCAAACGCAGGUCGAUUCUGCUCCAAUGCUUUCCCGGCAUGCCCAAGGACCACCUCCCAGAUGUGGCCGCUUGGAAGAGGAAGCCCAAGGGCACCUUUCUCAACUUUACGAACCAGGACGCUUAUCUCAUGCCCUACCUCAACCUGGAAGACCUUUCCAAGACGGAACCCUUGCUGAUCAUGCUCAACGCCCGCGGCCGCCACCGCCCCGAUGAGUUCGCCCACUCCGAUGUCGCCGCCUAUCACGUCGGCCUGGUCACCCAGAGCAUCGACCGCCCUUUCCUCAACGAGUACGUGCUCAUGUUCCGCGGACGCGCCCACCCGGACACCUACGGUCAGGUCUACCACUGGGACGACCACGAGGAUGCCUUCUUCUGGAUGCACGAGGCCAGGGGGCUCGUGCCGGGCGACGGCCUCAACUGCCUCAGGAUACAGGCCAAGCUCUACGAUUUCUUGGUCCGCUGCUGCCUUGCCAUUCUUCACGAUAUCAGCCCGGACGAUAUGCUGAGGCCGCAAUACCCCGUUGUCGACGAACCCCCCCGCGUUUCUGCCACGGACAGCGACCCUGAGGCGCCGACGUCCCUCGCCGUCACCAAGUUCGAAUCCACCUACCGACCCCCCGCUCACCUGGACCUCGACCGUCUCGAGACCGUCGUCGCCGCCCAAGUGGCCAAACUCGAGGACGAUCUGUGGUCCAUCCGAGAAGACCCCGAAGCUUUCGCCCACGCCAUCCUGGAGGACAAGGAGCACCGCCAGGAGAUGCUGCUCGACACCAACGGAAACCCGCACCCCAGCCUCGACCCCCUGCGCAUCCACGUCUUCUGGCACCGCGUCAUCAACAGCGCCCUCGUCGACCGGAUCGUAUCGUUGGGCGUCUGGCAAGUCGCCCUCGACAAGGUCAUCCAGCUCCGCCAGGCCAUGGACAAGCACAAGGAACAAGUCGACCCGGCGAAGGACCUGCCGGAAGAGCUGGCCAUGGCUUUCUACCACCUCUGGGCCGCUCUCGAGCGCAUGGAAGCCGGCCCCGUAUCCACCCUGAAGAAAACCUUCCCCGGCUCGCCGCCUAUGCGGAGUCACUUUGUGCGCCAGCCGCCGCCGAACCCCCAGACCCCCAUGAUCCAGGUCGUUUCCAAGGACAUGGCCCGCACCCCGGCAGACCAGGAACUCCUGGCCAUCAUGCGGAUGCUCUGGGAUGACCAGGAGCGCUUCCUCCUGACGACCCCGGUCCUGCUCGACAUGCUCGACAGUCUCACCCGGAAAGACCCGUCGGUCCAAGCCCUGCUGACGUCCCACGUCCGCGACCAGCUCGGCCAUUUCGCCCUCAUCUCCGAGUGUCUCCGCCAGCUCAAGUUAUUCCGGCCUUGGGCCGACACCUUCGAGACCAAGAUGAUGGAAGCGCGCGAGCAGAUCGACAAGGACUUUGUCGACCGCACGCGGUGGAUGGGCCCCAUCAGCCAGAUGAGCCUGAACAACGACUUUGCCAAGCUCGGCGUGCCCGCCGACGGGCGGUUCCGCUACCCGGCGGCCAAGAAGCGGACCAGGGAGAACGUCGAGGCCAUGCGCUCGGCCGAGGCGGCCCUCGACGCCUUCUGGGCCGGCUUCUUGGCUUCGUACCAGCGGACGCUGAACCCACGGCUGCGGGAGAUUCUCGUGGAGCGCCAGCCCCAACGGACCCCGCCCUGGGCCGAGACACAGCGGCCGCCGGCUCCACCGCAAGGUCGGGCCGCUGGCGAUGCCUCCUCCACUUCUUCCCCUCCCUCUUCGUCCCCUUCCUCACUCGCGACGCCGUUUGGCGGAUUGAACGUCAACGACGAAUCGGAAAGCUCGAGCAACCGCCCUGCUGCUCCUCGUGCACCCAAGGUGAAGAUCCGGGGCGUCCCAGACGCGACCAAGGCGGGGGAAGCAGCAGUAAUCCCUCCCACCGUCGCCACCGCUCCUGAACACGCUGGAGGCGAGACCAGCAACAGCAAGAACAACAGCAACGCCCCCGUGCUACGCGUAGAUCGACGAUCUCUCAAAGCCUUCCGGGCUCUCUUCUUCUCGCCCGACGCCGCCCACCAAGCGGGCGAGACCAACUGGGCCGACUUCCUCUACGCCAUGACCAAGGUCGGCUUCUCGGCCGAGAAGAUGUACGGGUCUGUCUGGCAGUUCAGGCCGCGCUUCACCGCCGCCGUCCCCACCGGGGAUGACGCUGCCGUGGGUGGCAGGCCGCUGCAGGUGCACGAGCCGCAUCCGUCCAGCAAGAUCCCCUUCUGGUUGGGGCGGCGUCUCGGAAGGAGGCUGAAUCGCAUAUCAUCUGACAAGAUGAUCAGCCGUCCUCAUCGCUCCAAGCUUCGUUCAGGUCCGUUUUGGAGACAGAUGCUCGGUGUGCCGCGGGUGUACCAUGACAUCCGCAGCCUCCGUUCCACCGCUAUUGACGAAAAGAGACUGUCGAUUCCGACUGGACCUGACGUUGCAGUCACGCCGAUGGCUAUCUACAUCUUCGCGUUCGGCACCUCGCUCGCCAUGGAGCCCUCGUGCUUGUCGUCAUCAAGCCUUAAGACCACCAUCAAGAUGAAGCCCACCAUGGCCCUCUUCGCCGCUGCUGCCGGCAUCCUCUCCUUCCUUCCCUUCGUCACUGCGUGCGAGGAACGCGACAUCAUGCCCGCCAACAUCCGCAGGGACGACGGCGAGGUUGCGAAACUCGAAUGUCAUUCUGCUUGCGGCAAUGCUAUCGCGGGCGCCAGCGACGAAGCAGAUUGCGCCGACUCGGCCUGGCGCGGCGACUUCGACAAAUGCGUCCAGUGCGCCGAGAAAGUCAAAAUCUGGGAUCACUACAAGCCGGGCGUAGCCAAAGCGGCGCAAGUCUGCGGGCUCAAGCUGACGGAGGGCCACAAGUCGGACCAUGACACCACGAGCACCACUGUCAUCGUCAAGGCCCACGCCGACGGACGCGAUAAGGAGAACAGUGCCGACGCUCUUUUCACGUCGUCUUCGGGCGCCGUUCUUUUCGCCAUGCUGACUGCUGUUGGCCUGCUCUGAUUUUUUUUAAAAACAAAAAGUCUUCGAACCUACGGGACCUACGGAACCUAGAAAACAUAACCCCCCACGGGGCUUUGCUCCCACUCCCGAGGGGGGGAUAUCGAGUUAAGAAUGACUGGGCAGUGUCCAGCAGAACUGUUCAUUGCACGGUCGGCAUGGCUCUACUUUGGUUAGGCGAAGUGCUUUUUAGCUUGGGGGAAACGACCUCGUAGCACUUCGAGCCGACGUCGAAGUAUUUCCACUCGUUAGAUUCUACGCCUUAGGGCGAUAUAUCAGGAGCGCACCCGCCAAAAGACCUCAAAUUUCUCCUGUCUACCGUACCCCCUGUGCAUUGCCAUGUAGAGUACAUGUACCCUGUGACUGUGACCCGAUUGUUCAGUUUAGGAAGAAGGAUACUUUUAGAUGCCUGUUACUUGGCCUGCUAGAACGCCCCAUACAGAUCAAGAUGGUUAUACG